Molecule: messenger RNA, 1570 nt
Organism: Topomyia yanbarensis
Lineage: Eukaryota; Metazoa; Arthropoda; Insecta; Diptera; Culicidae
Product: aquaporin AQPAn.G-like
Exons: 4
Coding region: 225-1166 (313 amino acids)
Biological process (GO): transmembrane transport
Cellular component (GO): plasma membrane
Molecular function (GO): water channel activity
Source: RefSeq, a predicted model, not a curated record
AUGAUUUUCCUUGCUACUCGCUAGUUCACUUUCGGUUAGCCUGCACAACGGUCACAAAAACGGGUUCGAGCGCGACCAGUGGGGGUGUUUUACGCGAGCCGGCAAGAAAGUUAACGGGUGCUGCUACGUGAGGAUACAAAAAAUAAAGUUCGUCCGAAACUCCGAAAGUAGUUGUAAGAGUUCAUAACCGAAAAAAACAAGUUGCAGCCAUAGGUACCUACAUCAUGAUCAACAAUCAAAACGGCAGCAACAUUGGCGCGGAAGAUUCGCGACUAUCGAUGCCGCCGCCAGAUCGAAUCGAAUGCGGUGCCUAUAGUGAGAUGGACAAGAAGAAUCGGUUUCGCCUGGGCACCGGCCACAACGGAUGGAAUACGAUAUGCAUUGUUCUGGCGGAGUUCCUGGGCACCGGGAUUCUCAUGUUCCUAGGCUGCAUGUGCACCGUCACCGGGUUCGGUCAUGUGCCGAGUAACAUGUCCGCCGGCUUGGGCUUCGGUAUGACAGUCAUGAUGGUGAUCAUUAUUUUCGGUUGCGUCUCUGGCGCUCACAUUAAUCCGAGCGUUUCGAUCGCUGCCUGGAUCUAUGGCACGUUGACGCUUCCGAUGCUGAUCCUGUACAUCAUCGCACAGUUCACCGGUGGACUGGUUGGUUUUGGACUGCUGACGGGUAUCACACCAUCGGAAAUAUUCUCCAUCGCAUUGGAUGUUGGACAGGGUACCUGCGUUACGGCGCCCCACGAUGACCUGACAACGUUCGAGACGUUUACGGUAGAAUUUUUCCUCACUGGAAUUCUGGUCUGGGCCAACGUGGGAAUUUGGGAUCCAAGAAACCGGAAAAACACCGACUCAGUUCCGCUUAAAUUCGCCCUCAUAGUGGGCGGAAUAUCGAUUGCCGGUGGACCGUAUACCGGGGCCAGUAUGAAUCCGGCUCGUACCCUAGCACCUGCAGUUUGGAAUGCUAGCUACAAAAUGUUGUGGGUGUACAUGGUUGCUCCUCCGCUGGCUGGUAUAAUUUUCACUCUCAUCUACAAAUACGUAUUCCGGAGAGAAGCUCCCGAAGAUGAACCGUUGGUAAAAGCUAGUCCGGAAAUAGUGAAACACCAGCCUGGUUGUGUGUGCGGAGUCACCGCCGGUAACCAACUGCCCGUCGGUUCGUCGCCGAAACUUUGAGUCAAUGUCGAUUGGAAACGGUGAAAAUUUCGCAAACCCUCAGGCUUCGAAUGAUAAGCACUGUUGCGCCAUCCUGUAAAAUUAGUCAUUAAUCAUUACCAUUGCUAUGUUUUAUAAUUUUGCUCAAACGAAUAUUACAUUAUCAUCUUUAUUUGAAAGGUUUGUGUACCAAAUGAUAUUGGAUUAUCAUAGUUAGAAUAGUGUUGAAUAUUUGCCAUGGAUAUCUGAUCUAUGCAUAUUGUUUUAUUCAUACGCGUUAGGAUCUACGACAAUGACAAUUAAAUUUGAAUCAAAUGUCUCGAUACUUAAUGUUAAAGUUCUACUGAACAUAUCCUUUAAAGAUUUUAGGACCAUUAUUGUUAUAUUUUUAAAGCUAAAAAAAUUGAAUAAAUUUUUUAAAUGAU